UAACGUUAAGUAUUGAAAUCAAUGAACGAAUAAUUUGUAUUAAAUACAUAAUUUGUAUGGUUUAUAACCGAUCGCCAAAGCAAAGAAAGUGGAACGAUUACAAGCAAAUUCUACUGCGGCUAGAGUACAAUAAACACAUUUUCCUUCAUCUGUAAGAAAGUGGAAUACAUUCUGUAUUUUAUUUACCGUGAGGUUAAUUCUUUAAACGUUCGGUAUCAUGGAUGCGUGGAGGCGUGCACGUCGAAGGAGUAUAAUACUAAUGUUACUAAUGGACGCUGAGCUGCGUUUAAACCAGCAAAGAGUUGCUCUAAGAGAGCAGAGAUUGAUAAAGAAACGAAAGCUGUGGGUUAGGCCGAUAUUUAUGAACAGGAUGCAACAAGGCAAUUGGAAUCGUCUCAUCGAAGAGAUGCAGCUAUGGGAUUGCGAAACGUUUUUUAAUAACAUGCGAAUGACGCCUCAAACGUUUAGUACUCUUCUCACCAAAGUCGGACCAAAAAUUGAACGCCAGUCGACAAAUUUUAGAGAGACAAUUCCUGCAGCUGCCCGAUUAGCACUCACGAUUCGUUACUUGGCUACUGGCGAUACGAUUACAUCAAUUGCACUGUCCUACCGUAUUGGAAGAAGUACCGCGGUGGCAAUUAUUCCCACUGUUUGCGAGGCGAUUUGGAACGCCCUCGAAGAAGAGAUGUUACAACCAUCGGAGGAACAUUGGCUUCAAGUUAGCGAUGAAUUUGAGGAGAAAUGGAACUUCCCUCACUGCAUCGGAGCUCUCGAUGCAAAGCACGUUGUAAACACAUUUCCACAACAUGCCAGUUCUGAUGCCGACAAUCAUAAAAGUCAACACAACAUUAUUCUAAUGGCAUUAGUUUCCGCCAGCUACAAAUUUCUGAUUGUCGACAUUAACACCCAGGAGAGGGAUAGCGAUGUAGACAUUUUUGGAAACUCCCAAAUGGGCCAGAUCUUUUAUAACAGUGAAAUGAAUUUGCCAGAACCGUCACCCUUGAGUGAGAUUUACUCUGAAAAGAUGCCCUAUUGUAUGGUAGCGGAUGAAAACUUUGAUUUAACUGAAUUCUGCCUGCGACCAUACACUGGAAGAAGUCUAAGAGAAGAGGAACGGAUUUUUAAUCACCGUCUGAGUCGUGCUCGACAAGUUACAGAGAAUGCUUUCGGUGUUCUUGCUUCACGCUGGAGAAUUUUUGGAAAACCCAUGAAUACGUCUUUAUCGACGACCCAGAAAAUUAUGAAAGCUACCGUCUGUCUGCAUAAUUUUUUAAUGCCACAUGAUGUAUACUGCGGGCAAGAUUACGUUGAUCAAAUAAUUAAAACAGGGGAAGUUAUCGAGGGAGGUUGGAGGCAAUAUCUGGAUGGGAACGGAGCAUUUCAGGACAUUACGGUUAUAGGUGUGAAAAGUUAUUCCAGAUAUUCUGCUCACGUAAGAGACUAUUUUAUGCAUUACUUUAUGGAAGACGGAGCUGUACCGUGGCAUCAAAUUAUGUAGUAUUUAUUUUUAAUCCUGUAUAUUAUUGUGUAAUUAAAGAAUCUGUGUCGAUAAUUGUAUAUUUACAUGUAAUGAAUUCUAGGUUAUGACUUGUAUAUUAAAUGGUAAUCAUUCACAUCUUGAAAGAUGAAAUAAAAGGGACUAUUUAUAA
Molecule: messenger RNA, 1649 nt
Organism: Orussus abietinus
Lineage: Eukaryota; Metazoa; Arthropoda; Insecta; Hymenoptera; Orussidae
Product: protein ANTAGONIST OF LIKE HETEROCHROMATIN PROTEIN 1
Exons: 4
Coding region: 218-1498 (426 amino acids)
Source: RefSeq, a predicted model, not a curated record